CUAUCUGUGAUCAGAGAUGGCGGGCGCCUCCGACCCCCUGGAAGAUAUGCUCUUUUCAGAGGUGGAUGAAAAAGCUGUGAGCGACUUAGUGGGCUCAUUGGAGUCACAGCUUUCUGGACAAAGCAACCCAGCUGGUAAAGCAGACGAAAACGGAGGCGCUGGCUCUGUGGCCCCCGCUAACCAUCACUUAGGAAAAACGCUACCAGCUCCAGUGAGCACCACAACACUAGAACAACAACAACAACAAGGACGGCGUAAUAAACCUGAGAUGCGCCAGGAGAUCAACUCUAAAGACGUUAGCCCGGAUAAGACUGUCACCUCUCCUUCACUGGGCUGCAGCCCUUCUGUUGGCGAGCCUUCCGCCACUUCGGGUGCCUGUGUGAACGCCACUAGCAGCGGCUCGCAAUCACAUGGAGCAUCCAUCACAACACUGACUGCAUCUGGUGUGUCAACUUUGGCAUCUCCGCCGCCAGUCAGCAUCAGCACCACCGCAUCCAGCCGAGUCUCUAAGGUUACCCCGGGCACAGGUGAGACGUCGACGGGAGCACCCCCGCCGAGAAAACGCAUAACGACGCCGCGGAGAAGCGCUUCGGCGCGAAUAAAGAGUUUGAACGGCGCAGCUGUAACGACGCGGAGAAAUAGCAACACGGCGGUGAUCGAAAACGUUAGCUCUGUGGAUACAAGUGCAAGUACACCAAACUCUGACCGACCGGUCACAACCUCUAUUAACACUUCGACUUUCACCUUAUCCAACGCUAACCUGCCUGCGGGUCAGUCGGCUAUUGCUCUCGACAGGGGGACUCCUACUAUUGCUUUGCAUAGACUCCCGAGUCAUAUUGUAGCCAGUAUAGCCCAGAACGGCAACGGGACCAGUGUUUCGGCCUUGGUCCAACAGGGUGCUCCUAUAGGACCCGUUACCUCUUCAGCUUCCCCGGGGAACCAAGCCAAAACAGACACUGGGGCUUCCAAAACAGACGAUUGUCAGUCCAAAAUUGUAAUGUCAACCCAGUCUGGCAGUGUCAACUCUGUAAUAAACACUGUUUCCUCUGCUUCUCCUUCUCCUUCGUCUUCUGUUGUUACACCACCAACAACUACUACAGCAGCAGCUACAACAACUACAACAAUAACUCAGCCUCUCAGCUCCAUUACAACUGCUGUGUGUGUUACAGGGAUGGCAGCUAAUUCAGUAUGUGGAGCUGGUCAGACCACGUCAGUGACUAACACUAUUACUAUGGUCAGGCCGACAGCUCCCUCUCCGACACCUGCUGUGGCCACAUCUGCACAGUCGCAACCCCGUCCUGGACUUACAGCACCACAAAGGAUUGUAGCCCCUCAGCUGAUUGUCAGACCACCUCAGCAGCAGGCCACCAUUCAGCUGCCCCCUGGGUUCACCAUCCCACCAGGGAUGGUGUUGGUGCGCACAGAGUUAGGACAGCUGGUAAUGGUUCCUCAGCAGGCUUUGGCUCAAGCUCAAGCUCAAGCCCAGGCCCAGGCCCAGAACAACAUUUCUCCACGACCUGCUACCCCCACCACAGGGACAUCCUUUAGAGUAACCUCUCCACAGAAGGGCCCUGUGGCACCGGUCGUGGCUGUGACGGCUCCGCAGCAGACCCCCGUGGUUUUGCCUCCCCAGGCCCCGGCCCAGCCUACCUCCCAGCCAGUGCAGCCUGCACAGCCGGGCAUCACCGCGGCCCCUGGAGCUCCUGUCGUGUCCCAGGAAAUGCAAGAGAAUGUUAAGAAGUGUAAGAAUUUCCUGGCCACACUUAUCAAGCUGGCAUCUCACAAUUCUCCGUCCCCUGAGACGUCUAAGAACGUCAAGGCUCUGGUUCAGGACCUGCUGGAUGCUAAGAUCGAACCCGAAGAGUUCACAAGCCGGCUUCAGACAGAGCUCAAGUCAUCGCCGCAGCCUUACCUGGUACCCUUUCUCAAGAAGAGCCUCCCAGCCCUGAGGCUGUCUUUGCUGAAUAGUCAGCAGUCUCUGACCCAGCCCCCGCAGCAGGGAGUAAAACCAGCACCCUGCGGUACCCCUCCUGCCAUCAUCGCUGGGCCAGCUGUCCGCAUACGCCAACCUAACAGUGUCAGCACCACUACGGGUGCCAGUGCACUGCCCGCUGGGACGCUCGGACAUGCAGCUGCAAUGGGUGUCAAGACAGGAGGCGCUGUCGGUGGCCAGGUCCGGAUGCCCGUGGUGAUUACGCAGUCCAUCAGAGCGCAAGGCACAAUGGGAAAGGGAGCCAUCAUCCAAGCAGGCAAAAGUCCCAUGGGCCUGCCUGUUCAGAUCACUGGGAAUCAGAAAAACAAGCUCAAUGACCCUGGAGGAGGCUCUUUCAGAGACGAUGAUGACAUCAAUGAUGUGGCCUCUAUGGCUGGGGUGAACUUGAACGAGGAAAGUGCCAGAAUACUCGCCACCAACUCUGAGCUUGUGGGAACGCAGAUCCGCUCGUGUAAAGACGAGGCCUUUCUUCAUCCGGGGCUGCUACACCGACGAAUUCAAGAAACAGCUAAAAAGUUUGGAAUUACGGAGGUUCCCAUGGAGACAGUGACAUUCAUCUCACACGCCACACAGUCACGGCUUCGGACUGUAGUAGAAAAAGUUUCUACAAUCGCACAGCACCGACUGGACUCCUGUAAGGACGAUGAGUGCUACGAGCAGUCUGCAGACGUUCGCUCUCAGCUUCGCUUCUUUGAGCAGCUGGAGAGAAUCGAGAAGCAGCGGAAGGACGAGCAGGAGAGGGAAAUCCUUUUGAAAGCCGCUAAAAGUCGCUCCAGGCAAGAAGACCCAGAGCAAGCUCGACUGAAACAGAAAGCUAAGGAGAUGCAGCAACAGGAACUGGCCCAGAUGAGGCAGCGGGAUGCCAACCUUACAGCACUAGCCGCCAUUGGACCCCGAAAAAAACGUAAAGUGGAUUCACCGGGGGCCACACCAUCAGGGACCGAGAUUUCCGGCAGUACGGCGGGCUCCCCGGCCAGCUCAUCCGCUCCAUCCACCUCAUCACGCCAGUAUACACGGCAGCGCAUCACUCGUGUCAACCUCAGGGACUUAAUUUUCUACAUGGAGCAGGAGAGAGAGACCGCCCACUCGCUCCUCCUUUAUCGUGCUCUGCUCAAGUAGCCUCUGCUCCGCUCAGCGCCCACCUCAACCUCCUCCUCCUCUUUCCCAGCCACGUGCCUUCAGAUCAGGUCUAAUGUUUCAGCUCUGUGUCUCCAUAUGUAUUGUAAUGUAAUGUUUGAUGUAGCUUUUAAUAACAAGAAAGUGAGAGAGCUAUAGAGUGGGGAAAAAAAAAUAUAAAAAUAAAACUGUUGUUCCGUGUCUUCUCCUUUAGCUUCACAGUGUGUAGUUAGAACAUUCACUUUAAGGGCCACAUCAUAUCCUGUUGCUGAAGUUGGAUUUGCCAGAAGAAUGAUGUGUUUGCGUCAUAGGACUUGACCAAGACCUUCUUCCAUGUAUACUGGGUAGCUCUUUGUUUGACGUUCUUGGCAGAAGCUUCAGUGAAUCACCUUAAAGUAGGAAUUAUUUUGGCUAAGAGAAUUAUAAUCACACAUUGAUACAGCCUACAAUAUUAUCCAUGAGUUAUUUGUUGAACACAGUUCAAUGAAUGUAGUCUAGCUGAACUAAUAAACGAGACUUGACAGAUUUCUAGACCAACACAUAAUUCUGAGACAUCCAGAUUCCAAAUAACAGCAUUACGUUCAGUUUCCUUACUGUAUGUGUAAAUAGUUCUUUUAGAAUUAUUUUACAGCAUGUAUAUUUUUAUCACAUGUAAGCUUUGUAAGAAAAGGAAUAAUCCAUGUGUCAAUAUUAUAAAACCUGAUGUUUUGUACAACCACGUGCUUUGAAAGAGUCCAAUUUAGACAGUUUAUUCUGUAGAGUAUUGUUACAAAGGGGACUCCUCUCAAGCCUUCUUGAAAGGUCAUUUAACAAAUUCACAGUCGCACUAUGUGACGCCAGUUUCUGACUGGUUACCCUUGUUGAGUGAGUCAGUAUUUUUUUAAACAUAUAAUGUGAACAUUGUUUUUAUGACUAGCAGUUGGUAAUUUGUGUCUUACGGUAUCAUGCCCACAUGAAUGGUUUAAGAAGGUAAAUUUUGCUGUAAUUCUAGGUGCUUCAGUGGCAUGGAAGAGCGAAAACAGACAUUCCUCUAUCUUCCACUGUCAUUGUUCUUUCUGCACAUCACUGAUGUUUGAUAAAAAAAAAAAAACACUUGUGAACUAUUUUCAAAGCCACUCACACUCUCACUUUGAUAAUGACUGAAAGUUAAUCCAUAAAAUGUUUCAGUGCACAACAUUUAUAUUUGUGUCCAUUUUGAUCCCAAAAAUAUCACAGCAAGAAGAUAAUGUUAAACUGAAGGAAGCGGCUCUGUAAUUCCAGCCUAAAACUCCUUAUUUUUUUUUUCCCCCCAUUUUUUUUUUUUGCCCUAUACAACUGAUUGAAGAACACUAUUUGAACAGAAAAUUAUUUUUUACAUGUCUUCUUGUAUUUUCACCUUAUUAUUUUCAUCCUGCCUCCCAUUCCUUAUCAUAUUAUGUAACGUCAGUCGUUAUGUUUUUUUGUUUUCUCUAUUUAACUAAAUAUCUUGGCCUCUAUGCAGCUUUUCUUGUCAUAUUGAAAUUUAUUUAAAUAUGAGUGACAUUUGAAACAGUUGUGCAUUGUAAAUUUUGACGGCACUUUUUUGAUAUCUAUUUUAUCUGACAACUGAAAGCUGUCAUUGUAUUAUAGCAGAGAAACAGUAUUUGCCACUUUCUGUCAAAAGACACUUAUUUUUUAACAAUUAAUAUAUUUCUUCUGUUCUGCUUUUUUUUUCUUGUUUUUUUUUUAAAUUGGCUUUUAUGCUUAACACAUUUUCAUAAACUUUAUCUCUAAAAUGCCAUGUUUUAAAAACAAGCACAAUAGUACCUAUUGUAGUGAUUUCAGAUGAUUUUAUUAAUUAUUUCUAUGGUUUCCGGUCGUUUCACAGGAGGGCAUUUCUACUGCUACUGCUACUACUCCUACUACUACUACUACUACAGCUUUUUAGCCAAAACAUUAGGACAAUAUUCCUGUGUGAACAGAUGGAGGAAACAACAUUUCAAUGUAAGGAUGAUUUGUAAAUAUUGUUUACAAAACUAUGUGUUUAUUAGAACCACGUUAUUUUUGGUAAACUCUUGUAUAUAUCUUGAAAAUUUCCUGUUUGUGUGAAAAAAAACAAUACUUAUGUAUUUG
This is a messenger RNA of Archocentrus centrarchus (flier cichlid), 5200 nucleotides long. RefSeq names its product transcription initiation factor TFIID subunit 4. Gene Ontology annotation, cellular component: transcription factor TFIID complex. Gene Ontology annotation, molecular function: RNA polymerase II general transcription initiation factor activity; protein heterodimerization activity; DNA binding. The transcript is spliced from 14 exons. Bases 17 to 3112 code for a protein of 1031 amino acids. Gene Ontology annotation, biological process: transcription initiation at RNA polymerase II promoter; DNA-templated transcription. The record is from RefSeq and is a predicted model, not a curated record. Lineage: Eukaryota; Metazoa; Chordata; Actinopteri; Cichliformes; Cichlidae.